AUGUCUUCCCGCAACAAAGAACACGAGAUCCCAGGUCAGCCCGACGCCCAUGGAGAGGUGUCAGCAACAUCGCCUGGUGUCGUGGUAGCAUCUGGCGAACUAGCAUCCCCAGCUGAACAACCGCCAGCGCAGUCUAUCGGAGCCGCAGCUGCAGACGCCCACACACGAAGCCAAUCUGCCGGCUCGAAGAGCGGGCUACAGCGUUUUGAUCAUGGGGACCGAGACCAUAGAUCUAAGUAUCCUAAGGACACCUCACAAGGUUCCGGCCUGCUCGAGAGGGAAGCCAAUGAGGCAGAUGCCAUCAAUGAGUCGAUGCCAUCUUCCAUCGCAACCCUGAAACCGACGACAACAACUGCAGUCCCAGGGCCGUAUCUUAGCGUCGAACUGAGCGCUUCCUUGGUUGACCCAGCUUCUUUAAGUCCUGCUUCGUCCCGUCCCCCAUCACGGACCUCGGGUCCCCGGUCGAGGAACGCAUCUACAACACCUUCUCCAACGAGAUCCGAUGCUGCCUUCGAUGAUAGGAGAUAUGCUAGCGAAGAUGAGCAAGAACGCGGGUCUAAAACCGAAAUUCAGAGCAUCAUGGAGCAGUUCAACGAGGCUGGCGGCGGUCCUGGCAUCGAGGAGGUUAUGAGCCCGCGAUUAGAGAUAGCAUCGCCGCGCUUGAGCGGUCCUGUUCAGCACCCUCCGCGUAAGUCAAGUUUGGAGCCUCUUGCUCCAAGUAUUACCCAACAGCUCCAAGAGAUGGAAGGUCUAUCCAUAUCAACUCCGUCGCCGUCAUCGUCAAGCCUUAAUUUGAAAGAAAAAGAGCCUGAGGAACGUCGUCCCCCUGUCCCUCCUAAAGAUGAUCAAGUGCGCCACAGGGCUCCGGGCCCUGUACGGCAUAAUUCGCAAAGUACUACAGACCUUCCCAUGUCUCCAAUCGCCUCCUUACACCGUCCACCUCCUCCCGAGCCCGAGCCCGAGCCAGCGCUGCCCUUUGACUUCCACAGGUUCCUUGAGCAGCUACGCAACAAGAAGGCCGAUCCUAUCGCCAGGUACCUCAAAUCAUUCUUGACGGAGUUUGGAAAGCGACAGUGGAUGGUUCAUGAGCAAGUCAAGAUCAUCAGCGACUUUCUUGCUUUCAUUUCCAACAAAAUGGCACAGUGCGAGGUCUGGAGGAACGUGUCCGACGCUGAGUUUGACAAUGCACGAGAGGGAAUGGAGAAGCUCGUCAUGAACCGGCUUUACACACAAACCUUUUCCCCCGCAAUCCCACCACCUCAGCCGAUCCCGGGGAUAAGGCCCAAGAAAAAGGGUGGGGAGAGACCUAUGGGCCCGGGCCGUCGAGGACAGCACCAGGAGGACGUUGAACGGGAUGAGGUUCUCGCUCAAAAAAUCAGUAUCUACAACUGGGUGAAAGAGGAGCAUCUCGAUAUCCCCCCAGUUGGUGAAGGUGGGAAACGGUUCCUUAAACUUGCACAACAAGAACUUCUCAAAAUAAACUCUUAUCGCCUUUUGAAGCAUACCAAAUCAGACCUUUCGGCCGACUCAUUUAUGCCACUUCUCAUAUAUGUCGUGCUGAAAGCCAACCCAGACAAUCUCGUUUCGAAUGUUCAGUACAUCUUGAGAUUCCGGAACCAAGAAAAGCUCGGCGGCGAGGCCGGCUACUACCUCUCGUCACUAAUGGGUGCUAUCCAGUUUAUUGAGAAUAUGGAUCGCACAACUUUGACCAUUUCAGACGAAGAGUUUGAGCGAAAUGUUGAAGCGGCUGUUUCUGCCAUCGCCGAGAAGCAUCGCGCAGAGUCCCCGCCCCCUCCUCCUCCGGAGAAGUCGACCCCCCUGAGGCCGGCCUCAGCUCGACCAUCCGCCGAUGUCGACCGCCCUGCGAGGCCCCGUCGGUCCAGCUCGUCCAAUGAUGCCCGAGACAGCGGUGAGCAUAGCAGCAGUGAAGAGAGACCUGCCAUCGCCGGCCUUCUCCGGACUAUUCAGAAACCUCUGAGCACAAUUGGUCGUAUAUUCUCUGAUGAGCCAUCGCUAUCUUCACCCCAAUUUCCCAGUCACGGCACUAGUUAUCCCAUCGAAAGUGGUCCGAGUGUAAUGGCCACUCCAGUACGUACGCCACAACCGGAAGGGCCACGCUCGAACGACCGGCGUUCAGAGCCUCAAACGCGGCAACGUAUGCUAGUUGAAGAGGCUGCCGCACGUCAAGCGAGUGCGGAGGCAGAGGAAGCGCGACGUUUACACCAGGUCGAACAUGCUAACAUUGUCGAUACGCUGGCGAGCAUGUUCCCCGAUCUCGAUAGGGACGUCAUCAGCGAUGUGGUGCACCAAAAACAGGGAAGGGUUGGACAAGCGGUUGAUGCGUGUCUCGCAUUAUCCGCAUAG
Molecule: messenger RNA, 2364 nt
Organism: Thermochaetoides thermophila DSM 1495
Lineage: Eukaryota; Fungi; Ascomycota; Sordariomycetes; Sordariales; Chaetomiaceae
Exons: 5
Coding region: 1-2364 (787 amino acids)
Biological process (GO): vesicle-mediated transport
Cellular component (GO): endocytic vesicle; cytosol
Molecular function (GO): small GTPase binding; guanyl-nucleotide exchange factor activity; ubiquitin binding
Source: RefSeq, a predicted model, not a curated record